Anoplophora glabripennis (Asian longhorned beetle) is the source of this 4359-nucleotide messenger RNA. RefSeq lists its product as uncharacterized. Gene Ontology annotation, biological process: innate immune response. The record is from RefSeq and is a predicted model, not a curated record. The coding region runs from base 22 to 4332 and encodes 1436 amino acids. NCBI's taxonomy places the organism in Eukaryota, Metazoa, Arthropoda, Insecta, Coleoptera, Cerambycidae. The transcript has 6 exons. Gene Ontology annotation, molecular function: protein binding. Gene Ontology annotation, cellular component: cytoplasm.
UGUUGAAAUCCCCACAACCCUAUGGCAGCCAAUGAGUACAAACACUCGGGGAAAACCUGGGCACCAAGUCCCACCUACGCGGACGGCAACUGUUUCUUCCACGCCCUCUUCGGGGAAGAAACCGAACUAGACGGGAAACGGUUCUAUUUCGACAAGCGGGCGUCUUUCAGGCGGCUGUACUGGGCCGCCUUUCUCAUGUUCUUCCAACACGGGGAAAUGUCGGAUACCUUACUGGAAACCCUCCAGAAAUGCUUCAUAGCCAGCGACAGCUUCGUGGAUAAAUCCCCUAGAGACCCCGACGAUUACAACGAGUACAUAAGGAACGUCGCCGUAGGCCAGUACUGGGUGCUGGUGGAGGAGAUACCGAUACUUUCGACGCUGUGGAACGUCACAGUGGUGCUCUUCUUGGGAGAGCACGACCAACCUAAGGUCUUCCAACCCGAUCCGCAAAUAUUGACCGGGUUUCCAUUCGGGAGCAUCGUGCCAGUACGGGAACAAGUGAUCCGACUGUCCGACCACCAUUUCGAGAGGUUGAGCGUUGCGGGGGAACCGAGCACUUCCCUAGCGGACAGUUUUGUAUCGGGGACGAGCAGCGACGGAGACGAUUCCGAUGAAGAAGUCGGCGAUUCUUUGUACAAGGACAGGAAGCGUUACAAGAAAGGAGGUAGCGCGGGGGUCCAGGGUAGCUUGUACCAGAUCGACGUCAUCACCUUGGUGCUUUUCAACGCUCUGAAGAAAUUUAAGCAUUGGCUGUUAUCGACGGAGAACGUAGCCGCGGGGAAGUUCGACGAUUUGGUAAUGGAGUCGCCCGAAGGCGACGUUUUGAUACAAGCCAAGCACAAAGAUGAAAACAACAAGGGCAAGAGGAAGAUCAUAAACUACGACGCACUGUUGUCCCCAACCACCAGCGCCUUUAGCCUAGCAAAGUACUUAUUUUCUUUCCAAGAAAUCAGAACGAGGUUUAAGUUAAAGAACAUCGUUAUUUGUACCAACGCCGACUUGCAGACCGACAAGAACAUGGAAGGACUGGUGGCGCCGCAUACCAUCACAGAAGAAAGUGUGUUGCAUUUCAAAGGCGCCGCUAAUACUUUCUACACCUUCACCGACGGUAUGGUGGAAGAAUUAAAACAAAGCGUUCAAAAAUACACGCCGAAUACCAAAACGUGCUUUUCAGACGAAGACAUCAAGGAAUUCUUGUCCUACUUACAGUUUUUCCCUAACUACAUGAACAAAGAAACCAUCGAUAGUGUCGUGGACGAACUGGUGCCUAGUUUAAGCUUAGCGCAAGACCUCGACACUAAGGAUACCUUCAAAAAUGUCCACGGUGUUAUUUUGGAGUGGUUCAAGAACGGGGAGGGUCAAUAUAUGUCGAAACUAGAAGCGAAAGCGAUACUCUGUGAUAUUAGAACUACUAGGUACUGCAAAACUUUCGAAACGUACGAUGUUUCUUUUAAAAACGACUUGGUUUCCAUUCAACGAAACACUAAAAUGAUCAUACACGUGAUCCCUGCUCGGGAGUUAAUAACCUUGAGCGCGGUGAGGAUCUAUCGGGCGCUACAACAGAAUAAAACUGUUAAUGCGCUGUUUUUGGACCCAAACGACAGCCUCAGCGUUCAAAAGCAGGUCGUUGAGGGUUUUUCUCAUCCCCGGUAUACGGUUCUAGUGAUAACAGCCCCCACCUGGAGGAACGACGACGUAAUUCAUAAAAUGUGUAGGAAAAUAGUGAAGAUACUGGAGAAUUCUAAGUAUAAGAAAUUGGUACUAGUCACUGAAGAAAAAGAUAAAUUGGGACGGUGUAUGAAGGAAUUGAACUUGGACAGUUAUGGAGAAAUAAGGGAGGAAAUACGAUUCCAUGAUCUUACCGAGGAAGCUCAAAACGCACUAAAGAGGAAGAGGAAUAUUAUCUUUCAGGGCACUCCAAUGACCUUGGAAGAGUUGGUUGUGGAAGACCUGGACAGUAUCGUUGACAGCGAAGUGUUGGAAAAACUAGCCAAGAACGACACCAUCACAAUAGGCUACAAACUAGCACACGCAGACGUGACCAUCGAGGACUACUACAUCUACCGCACCCUGAAACGCGGAGAGGAAGACAUACCGGAAGAACGGUUCCGACACCUUGAAGAUUUCGAAGAGAGAAUCGUGCUGAUAUCGGACUCUGCGGGUAUGGGCAAGACCACCAUCCUCGCCAACUUAGCCGUGAAGAUAAAAGAGAACCACCCCUCCCGCUGGGUGGUCAGGAUCGACCUCAACAAUCAAUCCGGCGCGUUCAAGGCCGCCGCCAAGAAGCGCGCGAAAUCCAUUGGCGUCGUUGACCUUCUGAACGCCCAGGAAGGUACUAAGUUCACGGGCGACUUCACGAGGAGGCUCUUCCUCAAACCGAACAACGUGGUGCUGAUGUUGGACGCCGUGGACGAAAUUAGUUCCGGUUAUAUGGAGAUGGUUGUGACGAUGAUGGCCGAGGCGAAGGCGGAGAAGAACUUCGUGAAGAUCUUCGUCACGACCAGGCCACACCUGCGCAGGGCGUUGGAGGACAGGCUGGAAGUAAAGGCGUUUACGCUGGAGCCGUUCUCCAAAGAUGAUCAGGUGGAUUUUCUGACCAAGUAUUGGACGCAGAGACUGCGUUUGAGAGGUACAGAAGACAAGCAGAGGUGCCAACAGUACUCUCAGGCUUUAAUAGACGAAAUGUCUAGGUGGAUCGACGAGGAUGCCGGGAACACUUUCGCCGGCAUUCCCCUCCAAACGAGAAUGCUAGCCGAGGUGUUCCAACAAAGAAACCAACGGGACGAAGGCGUGCCGAACCAAUGGGAAGAAUGCAAAGAGUUCCUGUACUCGGGCAAAGCCGAGCCCCACCUCCCCAAGAGAAUCAACCUCAUCCAGCUCUACGAGUUGUUCAUAGCCAAGAAACGGGACAUUUUCGUGGACGACAAAGGCAAGGCCGAGGGCAACGCCCCGUCGGAGCAGGCCUUGAAAGAUAAAUUCGAGGAGUGUCACAAGUUCCACCGCGUCUUAGCGUUGGCGAAUAUAUUCUACUCGAGCGAAUGCCAGUUUUUCGGAUGUUACAGAGAGCAGGGGCCAUUCACGAAGGCCUUCGUGAAAGACUACGUGCUGAGGGCCGGGAUCGUGCAGGAAGUGGACGAGGAGGCGAAUUUCAUCCACCGCACCUUCGCCGAGUACUUCGCCGCCGAAUGCCUGAUACUGGAGUUGAAAAAAGGGUCCUUUCACGACAAAUUCCAAGAGUUCCUGCUCGAGGAGAUCCUGAUACGGGAGACGUAUUUCGUGGUACGCGCCUUCUUCGACAGCUUCCUGCAGAAGGAGUUGCCGGCCAUCCCGGAAGAUACCCUGAGGGCCUUCUGCGAAACGGACUAUUUGUCAGUAUUGGACCACAGCAGGAAAUCCUAUUUGCACCUUUUGGCCCACGAAGGCUCUGUCGGUAUCAUGGAGUUCUUGUUCGCGUGCUCCAGUUUCAGGAUGACGGAAGAUGAUUCGCCGGAAGAAGACAAAGGCACGUUCGUAGACGCGACCGACAUGGAACUGAACACACCCCUCCACGACGCUUGUUCCAUGGGCCACCUCAACGUGGUUGUAGCCCUGGUCGAAAGGGGGGCUAACGUCAACUUUGAGAACGCGAACGGAGAGACGCCCCUGCACAGAGCCGCCCUCGGAAGACACUCGGACGUGGUGGAGUAUCUCGCGGACAAGGCGGGAGUAAAUUUGAAUAAGGCAAACAGCUACGGCGAGUCGGCCUUACUCUUGGCGGCCCGCAAGGGCACCCUCAAAAUAAUCAAGUUCCUGAUCAAACGGGGCGCGGCGCCCACCGGAGCGUACACCACAGCGCUACACAUAGCAGCCUCGGUCGGCAAGCUGAACGUCGUCAAGUACCUCAUAAAAAAAUGCCGCGUCGACGUAGACGUCUUGGACGUCGACCAAUGCACUCCCCUACACGACGCUUCCCACGAAGGCCACCUGGAGGUGGUGAAGUACUUAGUGAAGCACGGCAGCCAAGUCAACGCUACAAACGGGGAUUUAAACACUGCGUUCCACGCGGCGGCGUUGAGGGGUUACGUUUACCUGGUAAUUUAUUUUAUUGAGAACGGAGCCGACACUACUAUCGCUAAUAAGGAGGGCCAAACGAUAGUGGAUCUGAUAGAGUGGCUGAAAACCCUGGACGAGGAAAGUAGCGAUGAUGACAGAGAAGAGACAGGCGUUGACAGUGAGGAAGAGGAAGGGAGCGAGAAGAGCGAGGGUUCCGAAGAUGAGAGAGAAGGUGAUACGUCACAGAACGAUGACGCAAGCGGUAAACGGAAGCCGAUAAGCGAUGUCGAUGAAAACUGACGCGAGAUUAGCGAUGUUAUCGAUGAA